UAAGAGGGGUCGCAACGCGUGACCCUCAUCAGUAGGAACAAACGUGUUAAAGGUCUGUUUUCACACACAAAUGCACUGAAAUCCCUAUAAAAUGGGCUCAGUGGUGCCACCACAGUCGGAUCCUUUAGAUCCCAGUGAUCCCCAGGAUCCAGACUAUAGGCUGGUUCCUCAUCGGAACUUCAAUCUGAUCAAUGGGAUCCAUUCUCCUGACGAGGUUGACCAAAUACAAAACUGGGAGAUCCAAGAAUCUGACAUAUUCGUUGUCACCUACCCAAAGUCAGGUACAAUCUGGAUGCAGCAGAUUUUGACUAUGAUUGAAGCCAAGGGUGACGUCUCUCGAACCACAGAACAUCCCAAUGCACACCGUGUCCCAUGGAUCGAGCUGAUUGGUAGUGAGAAACUGUUUAAUGCUGCCCCAUCUCCCAGGCUACGGGUCACCCACUUGCAGUACAAGUUCAUGCCACUUGCCAUCAAACAAAAGAUGGGAAAGGUGAUAUAUGUCGCCAGAAACCCUAAGGAUGUUCUCGUGUCCUAUUACCACUUCCACAAAUACGCCACGAUGCUGGAAACACCGAAGGACUUCAAUGAUUUCUUUGAGAAAUUCAUGGAUGGGAAAGUUUAUGGGAACUGUUGGUUUGAGCACAUCAAGACAUGGUAUGCUAAAAGAGAUUACAUGAACUUUCUUUACAUCACAUAUGAAGAGAUGAUCCAGGACCUUCACUGCAUGGUAGAGAGAAUUUGCAGCUUUCUAGGGAAGGAUUUGACAGAAGAACAGAUAGACAGCGUGGUGGAACAUAGCUCCUUCAAAAGCAUGAAACAGAACCCACAGGCAAACUACAAGACCGUCCCUGACUCUCUGCUUGAUCAAAAGAAGGGCACAUUUAUGAGAAAAGGGACCAUUGGUGACUGGAAGAACCAUUUCACUGUUGCUCAGAGUGAAAAAUUUGACCGGGUCUUCCAGGAGAAGAUGAGGGACUUGCCUCUCAACUUUGUGUGGGACAUCAAUACUUCGACCUGA
Molecule: messenger RNA, 1018 nt
Organism: Esox lucius (northern pike)
Lineage: Eukaryota; Metazoa; Chordata; Actinopteri; Esociformes; Esocidae
Product: amine sulfotransferase
Exons: 7
Coding region: 92-1018 (308 amino acids)
Biological process (GO): sulfation
Cellular component (GO): cytoplasm
Molecular function (GO): sulfotransferase activity
Source: RefSeq, a predicted model, not a curated record